Molecule: messenger RNA, 860 nt
Organism: Trematomus bernacchii (emerald rockcod)
Lineage: Eukaryota; Metazoa; Chordata; Actinopteri; Perciformes; Nototheniidae
Product: kinesin-like protein KIF14
Exons: 9
Coding region: 69-860 (263 amino acids)
Biological process (GO): microtubule-based movement
Cellular component (GO): microtubule; kinesin complex
Molecular function (GO): ATP hydrolysis activity; microtubule binding; microtubule motor activity
Source: RefSeq, a predicted model, not a curated record
UCUCUUGUGUUUUUAAAGUUGUCAGUCAAAUUGUCCAUUUCAUUUAUUUGAAAACAUUGUUCUGUAGGAUGAUGGGUUUUGGAGAGGAGGAAGGCGUCAUUCCACGAUUCUGUCAGGAGCUGUUUUCUAGAUUGGCAUCUAUGGAAAACGAAGAGGUGAAAUGCCAUGUAGAGAUGAGCCUUUUGGAAGUCUACAAUGAGAAGAUCCAUGACCUGCUGGUGACAAGAGAACAAACAAACCAGAGAAGGAUGCCCCUGAGGGCAAGGGAACAUCCAGUCAAUGGUCCCUACGUUGCAGACCUCUCUGCGAACAUUGUGAGCUCCUACAAUGACGUUCAGGGUUGGCUAGCGCUGGGAAACAAGCAGAGAGCCACAGCAGCCACUGAAAUGAAUGACAAGAGCUCAAGGUCUCACUCUGUCCUCACCCUGGUCAUGACCCAGACUCAGACUGAGUUUGUGGAGGGUGAGGAACAUGACCACAGCAUCACCAGCAGGAUCAACCUGGUGGACCUGGCAGGCAGCGCGCGCUGUAACUCUCCAAAGACAAGUGGAGACCGACUCAGGGAGGGUGCUAGCAUCAACAAGUCCCUGCUUACCCUUGGAAAGGUCAUCUCUGCCCUAUCAGAACAGUCAAUGACGCAGAAAACGGUCUCCAUACCGUACAGGGAGUCUGUCCUGACAUGGCUGCUGAAAGAGAGCAUUGGUGGUAACUCUGAGACGGCCAUGAUCGCCACAAUCAGUCCAGCUGGCAGCAAUGUGGAGGAAACCCUCAGCACACUGCGCUAUGCCCAGCAGGCCCGCACCAUCAUCAAUGUGUCAAAGGUCAAUGAGGACACCAGUGCCAAGCUCAUCAGAGGCUAG